Salvelinus fontinalis (brook trout) is the source of this 677-nucleotide messenger RNA. RefSeq names its product fibronectin type III domain-containing protein 1-like. Gene Ontology annotation, molecular function: protein binding. The transcript is spliced from 2 exons. The record is from RefSeq and is a predicted model, not a curated record. The annotation marks the transcript as partial. Lineage: Eukaryota; Metazoa; Chordata; Actinopteri; Salmoniformes; Salmonidae.
UUAGACUGGGACUUUUAUAUCCAUGUUUUAAUCCUUCACUAAAUGCUUUAUUCCAUUUACUGGGCCUGAUGUUGGACAUAGAGCGUGUUAUGCUGUCAUCUCAAUAACAAUUGCAUUUUCAACACUAUCAAAAGGAAGGAUACACAAAGGUUUUAUUUCCACUAUGUCUUUUCUGUCCUGUUUAAUUUUAGCAUACUGGUACGUAUUUUCUUUGUUUUGUUUGGAUACAUGCAGUCAAUAAGAAGACAGAAAAAUAACCCUUCCUCAUCUUGUUUUCAUGUCAUUGAUCAGUUGAGCCCCUACUCCUCCUUUUGAAUAUUUCCCAACAUUAAGUAUUUUCUCUUGAUUGCUUUACUGUCUAUUUUUGUGGUGUGUGCGUGUGUGUGUGUGCGUAGCCGACAAGCCCAUGCGGCCGCGGAACGUGAAGCUGACGUCAGUGGACAAGGGCCUGAGGGUGAGCUGGGAACCUCCCAAUGAGCUGGACGGUCGCCCGGUGGACCGGUACACCAUCAGCUACGGAAAGUCCAUGAGGACACUGCGCUUCAUCAAGGUGGACAAGGACAGACGCUCCGAGGUACUGGAGGAUGUAGAGCCCGGAGUUCUGCACUUUCUGAAGAUGAGUGCCGAGAACGAGGAGGGGAUCAGCAAACCUGUCUACAGAGCAGAGACGCCAGGAG